AUGUUCGAAAAGUGCGUUACCUACCAGAAGAGGAUAGAAUAUAGUGAUUCAGCUACAGAGUUAUUUGAAGAAGAUGAAGCAGCUUUAAGACAAAAAUGUAGAUUCAUAGAGAAUCAAACAAUGGCACAUAUAUACAUAAAGUUAUGUAUAAACACCUUUCAAAGAGAUCAUCAACCCCAACCUCAAAACAACGGAUCAGAUAUACAAACAUCAGACAACCAUUCAAAUGAAAAAGAGAAUGGUAAAUCAGUGGGUAAUGAUAUUGGAAAGGGUAAAAAGAAGACUGAUAAAAUAGUUUUAUUGAUUCCUAAUGAGGUUGAUGAAGAUGAAAAUUCAACAUUGGUAGUUCAUGUAGAGGUUAAAAAAGAAGAUUUCCUUAAAAAACAGGAGUUGUAG
Messenger RNA from Hansenula ciferrii, 396 nucleotides. RefSeq lists its product as uncharacterized. The transcript has 2 exons. Lineage: Eukaryota; Fungi; Ascomycota; Saccharomycetes; Phaffomycetales; Wickerhamomycetaceae. The coding region runs from base 1 to 396 and encodes 131 amino acids. The record is from RefSeq and is a predicted model, not a curated record.